Messenger RNA from Eremothecium cymbalariae DBVPG#7215, 3165 nucleotides. It is a transcript of the gene AVO1, whose product is annotated as Avo1p. Gene Ontology annotation, biological process: TORC2 signaling. NCBI's taxonomy places the organism in Eukaryota, Fungi, Ascomycota, Saccharomycetes, Saccharomycetales, Saccharomycetaceae. Gene Ontology annotation, molecular function: phosphatidylinositol-4,5-bisphosphate binding. The record is from RefSeq and is a predicted model, not a curated record. The transcript has a single exon. Bases 1 to 3165 code for a protein of 1054 amino acids. Gene Ontology annotation, cellular component: cytoplasm; TORC2 complex; plasma membrane.
AUGGAUGCAACUUUGGUUACAAGCUUGAACAAGCUACGAUCCGGUUUAUUGAAAUGUUGCCCUGAACAAGAUCAGAUAAAAAGGGUAAUCAAGCCAUUUGGCGACGUAUUUCUAAAUGGAUCGCUAAAGAAUAUGUAUAUUGAUAAUGCAGGCAACGAUAUACUAACGCUCUUAGAGUCUCCUCCAAUAUCUGAGAGUUAUUUAGAUUCGGUAACGCCUCGUCUAAAGAAAUCUAAUGGGAAUGAUACGUAUAAGCAGCCACAGAAAGCCAGGGAAUCAAGUGGUUCUGGUGAGUUUAUUGCGGCCCUUGAUAAUCCUCCUAUUAUAGCUACCGUGAAGGAUAGCUUGGAUAUUCCAAAUUUAGCUUAUAAAGGGUCUAACGAUAGUAUUGAGCGCUCGUCCCUGUCUUCGAUGUUGACAAAAGACGGGGAUGCUAAUAGAAGUCAAGAAGAGAAGGAUAAUAAAUCCAAAUCACGAUUUCGUAGUAUAUUUAGAAACCAAAAUAAGAAGGAUCCAAGAAACAAAGAUCUUGAGGGUUUUGAGUUAGAUACUCAUGGAAACUUGAAGCCAACUAGUAAAAGGGUCAGUCUCUAUGAUAGUGAAUUUGGACUUGAUGAUAUCAUUGAUGAAGACGAUGAUGAUAAUGAAGAUUUAGAUGCUGAGGCAAAUAAGCGUUUUUUUUAUAUGAAUGCACAUCUUCGAGAAAGUCUCAUGAACACCACAAAAUCUGGUGGUAGUUGUGGUGAAACCAAGGCAAAGGUUUCAAAAAAGGCAACCUUCUUGGACAACUUUUCCUUAAAUCCCCAAAAUAUUCUGCAUGGUGGUGAAGCACGUCAUUCAAGUGUACAAAAAUUUGAUAACUCGUCUUUUGAUUCCAGGGGAACGGAUGGGUAUCGUAAUUCGAAUCCUGAAGAUCAGAUGAUUGAAUCAUUUAUUAAUCAGAGAGACCUUGAACCUUUAGCGUUAACAAACAAUUCUAAUAACCCAAGAGGGGCGCACGGUGAUGAUCAAUCUAUUCGUCACAAUGUAUCCAGUCAAAGUAGUAUUGCUCAGCCUGAUGAAGACUCAGGGGUAAGUAUUGAAGAUUCUGUUCUGGACGCUGCAUCCUCUUAUGGCUCGUCCCUACUAUAUUCGGACUCUAGUGAUGCUGAAUUCCAGCAGCACAUAAUUAUUGACAGUUCCAUCGAUACUGAAAAUGAUUCCAGGUCCCAUGGUUAUAUGAGCAACUCGAUCCCGAGUAGUCGCGAGUUUGGGAUAAUGUAUAAUCACAGUGAUGCUUUGGUUGGUAAUAUGAUGGAUUUUACGUCUAGGAGAAAUAACCAAGAAAGCUUUAAUACGUCUGGAAAGGAUCAUCUUAGUGCAGUAUUUUCAUCAGGGAAAGAUUCAAAUGGGCCUGAUAGCCUAUCCAGCAGAAGAUGGUCUAACAGUCCACAGCAUAUGGGAAGAUCAAAUAGGACUCGUAAUUCGUUGCCUAAUAAUGCGACUGCAGAGCCUUUAAAAUCUAGGACAGGAAGAUACUAUCAACACAAGAAAAGUGCAAGUGAUGUUAGUCGUGAUCAUCUAAUGGCUGCGUCAGAACCUUUUGUGAUCAGGAAGGUUCGUAUUGCAAGGGAGAAGUCAAUAAAAUCACAGUUGUCGUCACUUCUCAAGAAAUCAGAUCGAAACACUACUAUAAAUCCCUUAGAGCACUUUGCAGCAAUAUCAGGGUCUAAUUUAGAAGAAGGUUCUUUUAUUGAAUUGGAUGUCUACGUUCAGUCAUCAAAAACUUAUAAAAGAAAUCCAUUUACGAUUAAAGUUCUGAAAUCCGCUUCGGUUUUCGAAGUGCUUGGAUAUGCUUUAUAUUGCUAUACUACAACUUCUAGGCCGGAAGAUAUCGACGAUGAUGGUUUAAAUAUUCAUGAAAUUAUAAAUCCUAACUAUUUUACUUUGAAAAUCGUGGAUGAAGAUGGUGAACCGUUUGAAGAUAAUUUUGGAGUUCUAGAGAGAACUUUAAAAAUUGGAACUGUUUCUGAUAACGAAGUCGUCAUUUGCCGUGUAGAUAAUCAAAUUCAAUUCAGAAGUAAUGAAGCGAUUACCCCUCUGAAUCAUGAACUGGUUCCGAAAAAUGAGUCGACUGCAGAUGCAGGCAUCAAAUCACGCAAUCAUAUGGAAUCAUCAGUUUCCGUGACAAUGGUUAAUUCUAAAAAUUCUCAAGCCCAAAAGAUUGAAGUUAGGGUACGUAUGCCAUUGAUCACGUCGUCCAAAGUCAGCUAUUGCAUGGUUAAGGUUCCACUUACAUCUCAAAUUAACGAUAUCCUAAUUCAAUGCUGUAAGCUACAUACAUUAGAGCACGGCAGAUACUAUUUGAGAAUAUCUAAUACACACACGUUGUUAGAUCCGUAUUCUACCGUGGCUAGUUUAAACGGCAUUACGGAAUUAGAGAUGGCUAAGAAAGAUUCAAAGUCCAAGAACUUUGAGAAAUCAAACCCUUCAAAACACCCUCCUACUCUUCAAACUAUCCAAAGCACAGAGUUGGUAACUCAACUAACUCUAGACGUUGGUGAUCAAUUCAUUAGAGCGGGUGAUGUUUCUAAUACCAAAAAAGAGGAUAUGGCAGUGGAUGGACAGUCCAUAAACAAAACUACUAAUAACAAUUCUAAAAAGCACCAUUCUUUAUACAAGCUUGGUAUUAGCAGGCAGCACAGUUUGACUGGUAAUCACAGCGUAACUACUGGUGGGUUUUUUAGAAAUAAAAAUUCUUCUAAAUCUUCUUUGGGUAACAAUAAUGCCCAAUCUUCGAAUUUGCUGCCUGCUGGAUCAAGCUAUAAAGACUUGUUUACUGGAGCAUAUUACAAAUAUAAGGUAUGGAGAAGACAACAGGUUUCCUUUAUUAAUAAGCAUGAACGUACAUUAGCUAUAGAUGGGGACUAUAUUUAUAUUAUACCCCCCGAAGAUGGUUAUCAUUGGAACCAAGAGGCGGGCAAAACUAAAUCCUUUCAUAUUAGCCAAGUAAAACUUGCUAAAAAGUCCAAAAGAGUCCAUGAAUAUUUUAAGAUAUUUGUGUCAAAACCAAACAGUGAAAAACGUUACUAUUUCGAAGCAAUUUCUUCAGAAGAGUGUACCGAAAUAGUUACUAGGCUACACAACUUAUUGGGGGCAUAUAAAAUGAAUCACAAAAUCAAAUAA